Pelobates fuscus (common spadefoot toad) is the source of this 1961-nucleotide messenger RNA. RefSeq names its product thiosulfate sulfurtransferase like domain containing 2 (gene TSTD2). Bases 393 to 1886 code for a protein of 497 amino acids. The transcript has 9 exons. The record is from RefSeq and is a predicted model, not a curated record. NCBI's taxonomy places the organism in Eukaryota, Metazoa, Chordata, Amphibia, Anura, Pelobatidae.
GCAGAUGCUUCAUUCACAGUUUAGUGUAACAAGGUCUGAGAAGCAGCUUUAUUAUUUUGUGCUUUUAUCUGGGGUCAGCGCAACACAUGAAAUAAUCCAGGAACUAUUAAAUUAAUAACUGCUGCCGAGGAAAGUCAUUCAAAGAUAACUGCAACUUACUGACUGCCAGAGCUGCCUUUGAGUGAAAUAUCUAUAACCAAAAUAAUACACAUAUUUUUUUUUUUUUUUACUUGUACAGUACAUUUUAAUCUAUUUUUUAAUUUGCCUGGUGACCGUCCUGGGCUCUCUGGAGCAAGACUCACACUGUGCCUUAAAGCUAGUAAAUAUUUAUUAAUGUCUUUAUUUUGAUCAAGGGACCUAUAGUACCAGUUUUUACCUUUUUCUCUUUGAAAAUGUCUCUGUCUAUAUGUUCCACUGGGACAGAUAUGUUCUGCAAUGAUCCAGAACACUGUGGGAUUAUAUUCCCAGAUGCAGACUGGGAGGAGGCUGCUACACUGAACCCCAAAAGCGCCUUAAAAGCCGGAUUAGAUGCCAACGCACGAAAAAAAUACUCAUUUGCAAAAAAGAAGGCAUUUGCUCUUUUUGUCAAAGAAUUGCAGCAAGCUCCCGAUUUGGUUCAAUCUGGCUAUGGGAACGAGACUCGGUGGAGAUGCUGUGAGCUGGAGUUUACGCACCAGGCAGCAGUACACAAACAUGUCGCUGCUCAGCAUGAUAAUGACAUCUUACAAAGAACUGAAAGCGUUCUAGAACAACUUAUUAGAACUGAAGCUUCCACCGCCGUGCCAUGUACUGACCUCUCCGAUAAUAUAUGUUCUUCAAGGGAUAUUUCCUGCUACAAAUGUGAGAUUUCCGACUGGUUGCCAGACACAAGUCAUUUCAGCCAAGAUGACCUGACAAGUGAACCAGGUGAAGUGCUCUUAUAUUACUGCUACUGUGAAUUAACAGACCCUCAGUGGGUCUGCAACUGGCAAAGGGCUUUGUGUCAGCUUCUGCAUCUCACCGGCAAGAUCCGCAUUGCUACAGAAGGAAUAAAUGGAACAGUGGGAGGAAGCAAGCUAUCUACCAAGCUUUACAUCAACACUAUGCUGUCUCUUCCUUUAUUUAAGAAUAUCAUGUCCUUGGAAGAUUUCAAGACAAGUGAUGGUGGAGCACAGUGUUUUCCAGACCUUCGAGUUGGUAUUUUCCAAGAGAUUGUGCCAAUGGGAAUUGAUCCACUUCAAGUUUCCUAUAAAGAUACAGCUGUUCACCUCUCUCCAGAAGAAUUUCAUAAAAAAGUGGGAAAGUAUUUAUUUGAAGCUCAAGAAGAAAAGAACAACACUAUUUUACUAGACUGCCGUAACUUUUACGAAAGCAAAAUAGGAAAAUUCGAAAAUUGCCUCGCCCCAGACAUCAGGAAAUUCAGCUACUUCCCAAACUAUGUUGAUCAAAACCUUGAGUUAUUUAAAGAUAAAACAGUACUGAUGUAUUGUACGGGUGGAAUCCGCUGUGAACGUGGCUCUGCUUACCUCAAGUCAAAGGCGUCAUGCAAAGAAGUCUACCAGCUCAAAGGGGGGAUCCAUAAAUAUCUGGAACAGUUUCCAGACGGAUUUUUCCGUGGGAAACUUUUUGUGUUUGAUGGACGUUAUACCAUUUCUUCCAACAGCGACAUCAUAUCAAAUUGUCGUUAUUGCGGAGCUGCAUGGGACAAAUACAAGCUAUGCUCCACAACACGCUGCUGCCAGUUAGUUUUAACAUGCAUGCUAUGUCAGGACAGAGGCCUCACCGCAUGUUGUCCCACAUGCCAAGAGAAGGGAAUUGAGACUCAUUUUAGGGAUCACCAGCAACACUUCAGAGAGGAAUGUGAAUGCACAGAAAAGAGACCCAAGAUACCAACAGAGAUAGUUUAACCAGAACUAUUAUUUUUCACAUUUGUUUACACCAGGAUUGGCGAUUGUAACUUGCCAUAACACUUGUACAACCUG